AUGCUGUUGUGCCAGCUUGGCUCCGUGGCGUAUGCCUCAGCCCUUCAGAAGGAGGAUCGACGGAAAGAGAAGCAUGCCACCACCCUGGACUUGGAGCCAGCAGACGAGGAACACGAAACAUAUCGUCUAGCCUUCAUCAGGUCUAGCCUUGGUCCGGUGGCCCAUCACCACCGCACCGUCCGCCCGGCAUCAGCAGAUCUUUCUCAAAGGCUGUUCGCCGAAGGCGGUCGGUCUGACGGUCAGGAGUGGGAAACCAGAGGUCUGGAUAAGGCAUCCAUGCGCCGGAGCUGCAACGCACGCUAA
Molecule: messenger RNA, 303 nt
Organism: Colletotrichum orchidophilum
Lineage: Eukaryota; Fungi; Ascomycota; Sordariomycetes; Glomerellales; Glomerellaceae
Exons: 1
Coding region: 1-303 (100 amino acids)
Source: RefSeq, a predicted model, not a curated record